ACGAAUUCACCAAAAAUAAAGUAAAACUGUUGUGAGCAGAAAGUAAAUCAGUUAGUGCUCAUGCGCUUACUUUGAAAUGCAGACGCUUAGAAAGUUGGGGAAAACAUUAAUAUGUAUCUUUUCCUACAUGCGAAUUCCUUUUAAAGAUAUGCGUGUGAACUAGAAAUAUUUACUGAAUCCGAUAUCCUGCUGAAAUGAACAAGCAAGCAGAAAACAACCUACUCAAGUACCUAAAAUAUAGAACUGAUAUUGUGGGUGUUACUGUAACAGGUAUGGAAAUGGCGGAUGAGUUUCCAACUCCAUCAAAUGUAGAUCCAGUUGAAUUACAAAAAAAUAUACAAUUUAACUUAAACACAAACCCCAAAGCCAAGGAAAAAUAUGUCCCUCCAUUACUGGAACCUCUGCCAUGUUUGAAGCUACGUCAGGAAAAGGUUGCAGCACAGUACUACAUUUGUGAUAAAGUACAAGUAACUGAUGUGUCUACAAAAUUGGUAAAAACAAGUUCAACUCAUUUGCCUCCUAUUGACAUAGCUGAAGCUGAAACCGAUUUACCAAUUGCUUUGAGAGGGAAGAAACGAACUCACCGUAUGAAAUCGCUCUUCCCUGAAUCUUAUGCCAAAGAUUUAUUUAAAUUUAAGAAGUUUGGCAAAGUCGAAACAAAUAUUUAUAGAGGUAUGAGAGAUAUGAAUGACGUAAUCAGGUGUCUAUGUGCUAAUAAGGAUAAGAGUAUUGGUUUCCUUUACUUGAGUUGUCCAUUAUGUUGA
This is a messenger RNA of Octopus bimaculoides (California two-spot octopus), 764 nucleotides long. RefSeq names its product dynein axonemal heavy chain 6-like. Gene Ontology annotation, cellular component: dynein complex. Gene Ontology annotation, molecular function: dynein light intermediate chain binding; dynein intermediate chain binding; ATP binding. The record is from RefSeq and is a predicted model, not a curated record. Gene Ontology annotation, biological process: microtubule-based movement. NCBI's taxonomy places the organism in Eukaryota, Metazoa, Mollusca, Cephalopoda, Octopoda, Octopodidae.